CAUUUUCGUACCCUGAAAUUCCCAGCCUACCACUGUGGCAGUAGGGUUUCCCCCGAUUCUCAUCCCGCGUGCACCUUAGGCGAACCCCCUCCGCCUCCUCCCCUCUCUCUCUUCCGCCGCCUCGCCUCCUCUCUUCUCGUCGGCCGCCGCCUCAACCAUGGGCAGGGGCAAGUUCAAGGGCAAGCCCACUGGCCGCCGCAACUUCUCCACGCCGGAGGAGAUCGCUGCUGGAACUUCAGGGCGCCCACGCUCAUUUAAGAAGAAUGUAGCUGAAGCGGAAGAGGAAGAGGAAGAAAUAGAAGAAUCUGAAGAGGAAGAAUCUGAAGACGAUGCUGAGGGAAAGGCUAAACAUAAAGGAACUGAAGGUAUUAUUCAAAUCGAAAAUCCAAACCUGGUGAAAGCAAAGAAUAUAAAAGCCAAAGAAGUUGAUCUUGGAAAGACCACUGAACUCUCGAGACGUGAGAGAGAGGAGAUUGAGAAACAAAAAUCGCAUGAGCGCUAUAUGAAGCUUCAGGAGCAAGGCAAAACAGACCAAGCUAAGAAAGAUUUGGAACGUCUUGCUUUAAUAAGACAGCAAAGAGCAGAUGCCGCAAAGAAGCGCGAAGAGGAGAAAGCUGCCAAAGAACAGAGGAAAACUGAAGCACGCAAAUAAUGAUGACAGUUGCGAACCAUGAAGACAUGAGCUAGCUGAGCUGUGUUUGCUGGAUAUUUAUUUCUUAUGCAUCUCAUAUAUUUAAACUGGGGUCUCUAUUCCAUCUAUAUUUCCAUAAAAUUGUGCACCAAACUGUAAAGUAGUGCUGUCGACAUGGCUUGCUGUAAACUUGAGCUUUGCAGGGUACAAAUGUAGUAAGAUCAGCUUAUGCGAGAUUUGCUUUCACUCGAACUGAUAUUAAAAAAACUGUUGAAA
Brachypodium distachyon (stiff brome) is the source of this 907-nucleotide messenger RNA. RefSeq names its product 28 kDa heat- and acid-stable phosphoprotein. The transcript is spliced from 8 exons. The record is from RefSeq and is a predicted model, not a curated record. NCBI's taxonomy places the organism in Eukaryota, Viridiplantae, Streptophyta, Magnoliopsida, Poales, Poaceae. Gene Ontology annotation, cellular component: cytosol. The coding region runs from base 158 to 652 and encodes 164 amino acids. Gene Ontology annotation, molecular function: RNA binding.